AUUAUAUUCUGUUAUUGCUAAUUUUUCUGUGCGGCGUGCGCGUGAAAGCGUGGUUAUUCUCUGGCGUCUGACAGCAGUGUGUUUUCGAAUAGACGAUAUAAUUUUAACGUCUAGAAAUGGCUGAACUCGUUCAGAGAAAUAUCGAGGGCUUCAUCCCCGAAUUGGAGCAAAUGGAAAGGACUGGUCUAGUCACUAGAGAUCAAGUCAGGCAAAUCCUGAGGCGCAGGAAACGGUUCGAGUAUCGUCUGCGUCGAAGAAAGAAGUCCAAAGAAGACUACUUGACUUACAUUCAGUAUGAACUGAACCUGUAUGAGCUGCUUCAAAAGAGAAGAGCAAGGCUCCGAAUAACAGACAAAAGGCCCGAGAUUGAUCUCAUGAUUGCAAAGAGGAUCAACAAGCUUUUUAAGAAAGCUGUACUCAUGUUCAGUGGGGACUCGAAGCUGUGGCUGUCACACAUUGAUUUUUGUGUGCGCAUGGGCUGGAACCAUGCUGUGGGAACACUUUACACCCGCAUGCUAAAUCUUCAUAGUCACAGGCCAGAGAUCUGGGUGGCCGCUGCAAAGUGGCAGCUGGAGUGCAACUCCUCUCCAGAAAUGGCUCGUAAGCUGCUUCAGCGGGGGUUGUUGUUCAACAGCAAGUCAUUCCUGCUCUGGCAUGAGUACUUCCGCAUGGAACUGAUUUUCGUUGACAAGAUGAGAAAAAGGAAGGAAGUUCUUGGCAUUGAGGAUAAAAAGGAUGAUGGAGAAGCUGAAGAUGCUGUGCUCAAGGCAAAGAUCCCUUCACUCAUCUACGAUGCAGCUGUCAAGUCCAUUCCAGGCAUUGAUUUUGCCUUGUCCUUCCUGCCCAUCUGUGAUGCCUUUGACUUUGCUGACCACUUGGCAGAGCGGAUACUGGAAGAUGUGCAGACUCGACAUCCGAAUCAAGAGCAGGUGUGGGAUGCCAUGGCAAGAAGGCAGCUCGUUUGCAAGGAUGAUACAGUGGGGCCUCUUGCUGAAAAUGUUGUACACGGUGAAAAAAGAGGUGCUGCAGCAGCUAGGGCCAUCUUCGAGCAAGCUCUUGUACGGCUCCCAACAGAGACAAUGUGGAAGCUGUACAUUCAGUUCCAAUUGGAACUCUUGGAGCAGUCCAGCAGUGAGAAACAGGCCGCAAAGAGGCUACGUCAAGUAGACACUCUGAUGGAGAGGGCUUCGAAUGAAGAGCUGCUGACAUUUGAACACCAUCGGGAAUGGGUGAAGCUUCUGCAGAGCUGUAAAGAACACGAAGCUGCCUUGGCUUGUGCUCAGGCUAGUGCCAAAAGGUGGCCAAGAUCUGUUGAUGCUUGGCUCCUGUUGCUUGAAUUGCUCAUUGCAAGAGGACCUGGGGCUGAAGAUGUGCUUAAAGCUUUUGAAGAGGCCCUGUCUGCCAUUCCCAAACAGGAGUCCCUGCCAGUCUGGAAGCGAGCCAUGGAAUUUCUUUCUUCAGAAUCCCCAGAGGAAACAAUACCUUUUUUUGAGAAGGCAUUGUUCUACCCACAUGAUGUGUGCACCUAUGCAAAGGAGAAACUCCUGGAAUUGCACUCUUUGUACCGUGGCUACAAGGCUGCACGGAAGUUUUACAAAAGAAUGCUGCACCUCAAGCCCCUGUCACUUGCCUUUUUUCAGCGCAUGAUUGACAUGGAGAAUUCCAGCGCUCAACCAGAUGCGGACAAAUUGAGGAGUUACUUUGAAAAUGCAGUAGCUGAGUUUGGGGAAACAAAUUUUGAUCUCUGGAUGAAGUACAUCUUGUUUGAGCUGAAACAUCCAGAAGGAAAGCCUGAGCAAGCUGGCGUCCUCUACCACAGGGCUGUGAAGACGCUGCAUGAUGACCUCACUGACCACUUCAUUUCUGCUUACUCUUUGCUGGACACCAGUAAAUCUUAAAUGGGUGGCCA
Dermacentor silvarum is the source of this 1909-nucleotide messenger RNA. Its product is annotated as U3 small nucleolar RNA-associated protein 6 homolog. Gene Ontology annotation, biological process: maturation of SSU-rRNA from tricistronic rRNA transcript (SSU-rRNA, 5.8S rRNA, LSU-rRNA). The record is from RefSeq and is a predicted model, not a curated record. Lineage: Eukaryota; Metazoa; Arthropoda; Arachnida; Ixodida; Ixodidae. The transcript is spliced from 21 exons. Gene Ontology annotation, molecular function: snoRNA binding; protein binding. The coding region runs from base 117 to 1898 and encodes 593 amino acids. Gene Ontology annotation, cellular component: small-subunit processome; Pwp2p-containing subcomplex of 90S preribosome.